ACUUUAAAAGUGAACUUUCCCAACGGUCACCGCCUCACACACUCAUUUCUAAUUGUGAUUCGUAGGAAGUAAGUUCUCUAGUGUAAAAUAAGUCAAAUUCUCAUAAAAAAUAAAUCGGAACACAACAAUUAAACCAACAAGGAAAAACACCACCAAAUAUCGAGGAGCAUCCAGAAAUCGUUCAAAUAGAAGCAUUAAAAGCUAGCAAAAACAACUAAAGAUAUAGUAUCUCUAUCGUGUUUCAACCAAAAUCCAACCGCAGUCGUAGUCUCAUUCGUCUUUGGUCAUCUAGUUCUUGUUCUUGUUCAGCAUUGAGUAAAUAUAUAGCGUUGUGUACGUAUUAUAUGCUUGCGCCUAAUCACGUAAUCGGUAAAUUCGGCAUUGCAAUUCCAACAACAAUAAUUGUGUAAACGGUAUCUAAACGUAAGCGGCAACGUAACGCAUCCAGCAACGUAAGCGUCCAAAGGAGCAGCAGCAGCAACUGUAACAAGAACAACAACAACAGCGGCCAAUCGGAAGCCUCUGAAGAGGACGUCAGCUAACGAUCUCGAGCCAGGAGCGCAGACAUUCAACUGUAUAAAUGCGUGCCACAACUAAAGCAGUGGAAACCAAUUCUAUAACCUCAGCCGCCUAAUAGCCAGCCAGCCAACCGAUCCGUUCCGAUCCAGAACCGAUAAGCCGCAGUAACCGAUCCCGCUAAAAGAAUAUAUAAUACUCGGCCAAGUGAGCAACGAGUAGCGAGUAGCGAGUGGCUAUCAGCGAGAAGCGAACAUCAGUUUUUUGGCCAGCGCGCACCCCCGUUUCCGGUAACAGCCUCAAGAUUCUUCCCUUCGGAGCCGCCAACUUUCGUCUGGAGACGACACCCGCUGAGAUGCACAAGAUCGCGGCAGCGCCACCUCCAGCGGCACAGCCCGCUGGAGCGCUGGAAGCGCCACUGGCGGCGCCCAAAUACGGCACACUUAUCCCCAACCGUAUCUUUGUGGGCGGCAUCAGUGGCGAUACCACCGAGGCAGAUCUAACCCGCGUCUUCAGCGCUUAUGGGACUGUUAAGAGCACCAAGAUCAUUGUGGAUCGUGCCGGCGUUAGCAAGGGCUAUGGGUUCGUCACAUUCGAGACGGAGCAGGAGGCGCAAAGACUGCAAGCAGAUGGCGAGUGCGUGGUACUACGCGAUCGUAAACUGAACAUUGCACCGGCCAUUAAAAAACAGCCCAAUCCUCUGCAAUCGAUUGUGGCCACAAACGGAGCCGUCUACUAUACCACCACGCCGCCGGCACCGAUUAGCAACAUACCGAUGGAUCAGUUUGCUGCCGCCGUUUAUCCGCCAGUUACUGACUUUACAGCCGCUGGAGUUCCCACCAUCUACCCACCAUCAGCCAUGCAAUAUCAGCCAUUCUAUCAGUACUACAGUGUGCCAAUGAAUGUACCCACCAUUUGGCCUCAGAAUUACCAAGAAAAUCACUCUCAAUUGUUGCAUCACCAUCACUUGCCAUCAACGAACUCACACCAGUCGCCAACAAAUUCCUGGACAGAGUAUGAGGAUGCAAAUGGCAGUCUGCCCCGACUUUAACCAAUAUAUAAAUCUAUAUACUUGGCUAAGGGGAGAGGGGGGAGAUCAAGAUCCAAAUCAAGAUCAAGAUCACAAACAGAUUGAUACAGAGAGAGUAAGAUCAAGCCACAUUUCGUAGAAUCAGAUUUUAAAUUGGACGAAUGGAUGGAGAGAAGUUUUUUUGCAUACGAACAAGAGUGCUCCCACAUCAUCGAUAGAACGUGGACGAUGGCGAUGCCACACACUAUACUCCUUUGUUAAUCGUUUUGCGUUUUUCUGAUAUUUCCACUUUCAUCAAGACACCAUUACCAUCAUGAUCACCGUACCAAAACCAAAAAGCUCAGGACCCCCCUUCCAGUGGGGGGUAAUCUUUGAUAACCUGUGUUUCUGCGUUCAAAUUGUUCCAUUUGUUGUUUGUUCUCGUUUAUGUUUUCGUUAUUUUUUUUCGCAAGUUACUACUACUACAUAGUUUUUGGAAACAACAAAAGGGUGCGUGGCAGCGAGUGUGCGCCUGCGAUGACGGGAGGAGGAGCAGAGGAGCAGCCAGGCCAGGCCAGAUGAGGGCACAGGAUUCAGGAUCAAGAGGAUGGAGCGGGCACAAAACUCAACAAAUCUCAACAACUUCGUUUCCCCCCCGCACAGAGAAUAUUUAUAUAUCAUGUGACCACAUACCGACGAAUACCAUCCCGAGUUCAAUUCGAAGCAACCGAAGCAUAUCCCAACUUCUUUCAAAAUUACCAUUUGUGAUCACACCACCACCACCAAAAGACCCGAAUAUAGUGUCCUUGCUGUCACCCAUCAUCACAUCUGGAAAUGGUCCUGGUCCUCGAGCGGAGACACUGCCUCCCAGCGAUAACAUUAGCAUUCGUUUCGGGUUCAACUCUUACCACUUGACGAGGGAGGAGCUCCGAUUCAUGGAACUUUUGAUCGUUGAUCCAUGAUCCUUCAUUUGUUGAUCCAUGGUCAUUGAUCCUUGGUUGUUGAUCUUCGAUCGUUGAUCUUUGAUCCUUCAUCUUUGAUUGUUAAUCCUUGAUCUUUGAUCGUAGAUAGCAGAUUGUUGAUCGUUAUUCGUUGAUCGUUGAUCGCUGUCCAAUCGACCCUUGAUUUUUCUAAAUUAUUUGCGAUUUCCAUUUUGGUAUCUGUGUUAGUUCGCGGUUUUCGAAUCUCGCUUUGCAAAAUCUGUGAUAUGUUAACUUUCUUUUCCAAAUCUAUCAUGUUCAUGUCCAGCCUUGCAAGCUAAUAAAAAAAGAGCCCGAAACAAAAAUGGAACACUGGUUUAUUUAGUAUUA
This is a messenger RNA of Drosophila serrata, 2835 nucleotides long. RefSeq names its product boule homolog, RNA binding protein (gene bol). The record is from RefSeq and is a predicted model, not a curated record. Gene Ontology annotation, biological process: positive regulation of translational initiation; 3'-UTR-mediated mRNA stabilization. NCBI's taxonomy places the organism in Eukaryota, Metazoa, Arthropoda, Insecta, Diptera, Drosophilidae. Gene Ontology annotation, molecular function: mRNA 3'-UTR binding; protein binding; translation activator activity. Gene Ontology annotation, cellular component: cytoplasm.